CACCAGCUCAUUACUCUUAAACAGAGAUGCUAUAGAGCUCAGGAAAUUCAAAGACAAAAUUCUGAAGUUGGCUGCGCACUUGUUUCUCUGACGCAUAAAGGCUUUGCUGUGGGAAAUGGCAUUAGUAGCUUUGCACUAAAUGACCAAUCGCUAAUCUACUUUGGCAACUAUCAUGGCCUGUUUGGAGAACAGCUGUGGAAGGAUCUGAAUGACAACUGCUGUCAAAAUGGAGUCUGUAAUUUCUACAACAAUUCUAAAGAGUCCUGCUCUGUUGUGGUAUCGCAUGCGUUUAAUAUAGUCUAUAACUCUGGGUUGAAUACAUACGCGCUGUAUCUUGACUGUGCUGGUGGUGUCACAUCUCAGAGAGCCAUGAUGCAUCUGUUCAGAAACUUCAGGAAGCAUUGGGAAGCUAAUAAGUUAGUAGGAAGUACUCCAAAUGUUCAGGGAGUGCCUCCAUGCAUCAAUAGUACCGCUCAGAUAAACUGGCUUAAUCGAGGUGAUGUGAGGAAGGCGCUGCACAUUCCUGAUGUACUACCACCAUGGGACAUCUGCAGUGAUGUUGUGGGAAGCCAGUAUCACACCAUUUACGAAACUAUGAAGGAUGUCUAUGAGAAGCUGCUGGCUUUGGGUCUGAGAGCUUUGGUCUAUAAUGGAGAUACCGAUAUGGCUUGUAAUUUCCUUGGGGACCAGUGGUUUGUUGAGCAGCUUGGACAGAAGGCAAGCACUCAAUACCAACCCUGGAUUUAUGAUAACCAGAUUGCUGGAUUCUACCAGCAAUUUGGCAACAUCACUUUCCUCACAGUCAAGGGUGCAGGUCACAUGGUUCCUCAGUGGGCUCCUGGUCCAUCUCUCCAGAUGCUACAGAGUUUCCUGUCCAAUAAGCCUUAUUGAACUUCCUCCAGACCGUGUCCUGUCUUAAAGCACUAGAUCUGAUUUUUAGAAGUGGUCUUGAAUGGACUUCAAGAAAGUGUGAUUUUAAGGAAACUGUUGAAAUGUGACAUGAAGCUGCACAGUAAUUUUCUCAGGGACUGUUGGGUGUACGUGUGUUUGCAUAUGUAUGGGAAUUUUGAAAUGCUUUUUGUUUUUUAAUUGCUUGAAUCUUUUUAAACCAAUUUUUCAUUGAACACUAGGGGUGGUUUUCACAGUCAUGUUGAUCAUAACAAAAUCACGUUAUCCCAAUUAUAUAUAUAUAUAUAUUUUUCAACCGUAUUAGUGGAUAUCACAUGGUUUUAAAAUGCUUAUUUUGUCCUUAAAUCAUGGGUUACUGUUAAGGGAUCUGUUCAUUGAAUACGUGGUGAGAUGUACGGAGGACAAAUAUAUUUAUAGUCUUCAUUUUGUUCCUACCCUUGAUACACUCAACAUUGAAACAAAUUUAUACUGUUCUUAAUUAUUUGGAUCUAUGGUUAUAAAUAGUUUACAAUCCUAUCUGAUUGGCAAAUCCUCUAAGAAGGAUUAUAUGAAUGAGCAUAUAACACUCCGUUUGACCAAAGAUACUGGAAUCAGUAUAAACCAAGAAAUAAAAAAGCUGUUUUAGUGUGUUUUGUCUGUGUAUAUCUGUAUUCAUUAAGAUUAUGAUAUGACUAAUGAUUUGGCAACUGUUUAAACCACAACAGCAU
This is a messenger RNA of Sinocyclocheilus anshuiensis, 1616 nucleotides long. Its product is annotated as lysosomal protective protein-like. Gene Ontology annotation, molecular function: serine-type carboxypeptidase activity. The annotation marks the transcript as partial. NCBI's taxonomy places the organism in Eukaryota, Metazoa, Chordata, Actinopteri, Cypriniformes, Cyprinidae. The transcript is spliced from 8 exons. The record is from RefSeq and is a predicted model, not a curated record. Gene Ontology annotation, biological process: proteolysis.